Molecule: messenger RNA, 1773 nt
Organism: Galendromus occidentalis (western predatory mite)
Lineage: Eukaryota; Metazoa; Arthropoda; Arachnida; Mesostigmata; Phytoseiidae
Product: relaxin receptor 1
Exons: 14
Coding region: 1-1773 (590 amino acids)
Biological process (GO): activation of adenylate cyclase activity; hormone-mediated signaling pathway; adenylate cyclase-activating G protein-coupled receptor signaling pathway
Cellular component (GO): plasma membrane
Molecular function (GO): G protein-coupled peptide receptor activity; protein binding; protein-hormone receptor activity
Source: RefSeq, a predicted model, not a curated record
AUGUAUAGCCCUCUCUUGGAGACGAUUCUGACUCUGAGAAUUUUCAUCAGACGUCUGACGGGCAAUAGCAUCCGAAAAAUCCACAAGAAUACCUUUGGUCACAUGGGGAAGCUGAGGAAACUUAAGCUCUCGUAUAAUCCGAUUACGAGCAUUCAAGAUGGAGCAUUCAGCGGUCUCAGCACCCUCCGAGAUCUAGAAUUGCGCGAUUGCGCACUAAAGGAACUUCGCAACGGAAUGUUCCGGAAUUUGGUCGCGUUGGAGACUUUACGCCUCGACAACAACCACAUCAAACACAUCGAUAUGGAGACUUUCGACUCCCUCCAUAAACUCCGUAUUCUAUCUAUAUCAUCGAAUCGUCUUACGAAUCUACGGUCCAGAUGGUUCAUGAAACUGAAAUCGCUCAGAGAUCUCUAUCUCGGCUCAAACCACUUGAGAGAGAUCGACAUCGAGCUCAAUCUGCCAUCCCUCGAGUUCCUGAAUGUGGAGAAUAACAAGAUUGAUUCGAUUUCCGAGACCGCCUUCUCCAACACUUCGAUCCUCACGUCCCUAAUCAUGGAAAACAAUCCAUUGAGCAAAGUGGGAGAGAUUCAUUUCCGGGCCUUGCGGAAUCUUAAAACAGCGUAUUUCACAGAGUUCGCGAUGUGUCUGUGGGUUCCUCAAGCGGAGCUAUGUCAUCCACCGGGUGACGGGAUCUCCUCUGUUCAUAACUUGCUUCAGAGUGAAUUUCUUCGAGUGUUUGUCUGGAUCAUCGCGGUCAUGGCAUGCUUCGGGAAUUUGCUGGUCCUCAUUGGUCGCAUGUUGUUCCGGGAACCCAAUCGAGUGCACUCUUUUUACAUAAAGAAUCUCGCUUUCUCGGAUUUUCUGAUGGGAGUCUAUCUCUUCAUCAUCGCAGCCCACGAUGUUUUGUUCCGUGGAGAAUACAUUCGUCACGAAUUCCGCUGGCGACACUCCCUCAGCUGCGCCGCCGCGGGCAUAAUCGCCACGAUCAGCUCGGAGGCAUCGGUGUUCACUUUGACGGUGAUCACGACGGACCGCUUCAUUUCAAUCAUGUAUCCGUUGUCAACAAAGAAACGCACUAUCACUAAAGCGUGGACGCUUAUGUGCUUGACUUGGUCAGCCGCCUUCAUGAUUGCGAUCUACCCUUUGACGCAACCGGAUUCUUUCGCUUCAAUUUUUUAUGGAUCGAACGGCGUAUGUCUCCCCUUGCAUCUGCACAAGCCAUACAUAAAAGGUUGGGAAUAUUCGGCGUUGAUCUUCUGCACGAUCAACUCGUUAGCGUUCGCCUUCAUUGCGUACGCCUACGUGAGUAUGUUUCUGAGCAUCACGGACUCGCGCUUGAAUCUGCGGUCGACCCAGCAGCUUCAGGACCGUGCUAUCGCGAAGCGUUUUGCUUUCAUCGUGGGCACUGACUUCAUGUGUUGGAUGCCCAUCGCCGGUGUCAAGAUUGUUGCCUUGCUUGGUUUUCCCAUCAAUGAAACACUUUACGCGUGGGUCGCGGUGAUUCUGUUACCGGUCAACUCGGCUUUGAACCCUGUUCUGUAUACACUCACUACAAGACUAUUCAAGCUGCAACUUGCGCGUUAUUUUUGGGGUCUCAAGCCAUUCCGCUUCCGCGCUAGACGAAGCUCUAAGAAGACUAUGGCGACCACUCUCACCGAACAGGCCAACUUUGGAAGUCGGUUAGCCUCGAUUAAGCUGCACGGAAAGCAUGCUCAACUACAAGUCAUUGAUCGCGAUCAGCUCAACCGGAAACUCCGCGAACAGUUCGUGUGA